Pristis pectinata (smalltooth sawfish) is the source of this 4264-nucleotide messenger RNA. Its product is annotated as E3 ubiquitin-protein ligase RNF43. The transcript has 9 exons. The record is from RefSeq and is a predicted model, not a curated record. NCBI's taxonomy places the organism in Eukaryota, Metazoa, Chordata, Chondrichthyes, Rhinopristiformes, Pristidae. Gene Ontology annotation, molecular function: frizzled binding; ubiquitin protein ligase activity. The coding region runs from base 264 to 2825 and encodes 853 amino acids. Gene Ontology annotation, biological process: ubiquitin-dependent protein catabolic process; Wnt receptor catabolic process.
GUGUGAGUAAGUGGGUGAGUGAGAGCCCCGGGCGGGCGGACGGUCGGUCAGUGCGGCGGAGCAGUGCGUGAGAGGCGGCGUGUGAUACAGGCAUCGUGAGCCGGCGGGGAGUCCGAUCUCGGCCGGUGCAUCCCAGCGGGCUGUCAGCCCGCCAGCGGCGGUCGCCUGCCGCCAGGUGACCCGGUGCGGGUGAGAGCGUGUCCCCCCGGGUCGGGGUGCAGCAUGCCCGCAGCGGGGCCCCCGCUCCAGCCCCAGCCCACAUCAUGAGGAGCGCAGCGCUGCUGUUGGCUGUGCAAUGGCUGUGGAGCACGGCGCUGGCGGCGACGAGCCACGACUCGGAGUCGGUCCUUUCGGCGGAGACAGAGGCGGAGAUCGAGGUGGUUCAGUAUCGGCAGGGUCAGGACGGCGUGGUGGCGAGCAACAGCACCCUCCGCCUCCUGGGACACUUCGCCGGAGCUGGGAUGAGAGUGGCGGCCGAGGGCAAGUUGCUGCAGUUUCAUCCUCUGUGGCUAUGUAAUACCAGUGAAGAUGAACAACAAGACUAUGGCUUUGUCAGUAUGAUCAAACUGGAGAGACCUGAUCGAGACCCACAUCCUUGUCUCUCACUCUUCAACAAGGCCAAAUUUGCUAUUCAGAGAGGUGCCACCGCAGUGAUCUUCGAUGUAACUGAUGAUUCAAGUGCCGUGGGUCAGCUAAAACAGAAUCCAGAAGAUCUGUUGCCUCGCCCUGUCAUCCUGAUCCAAGGCCUGGAUGCUGCCCAACUGAUGAAUGUUAUCAACACCAAUGGUGAAGCAGUGGUCAGGAUUCAUGUUAAGAAUGACAUGGUGGGUCGGCCAGCCUAUGAUGUGGGAAUCUUAAUGACUCUGAUUGUUGCUUUCUCAGUUGUUGUCAUGAUCCUGGCGGUGAGGAUCAAGUGCAAGCAGAAUCGAACUCGGAAUUCCUUGCAGCAGCAGACGAUCAAUGCAAUCAGCCGGCUUGCCACACGCCGUUACCGGUCACGGUGCCGCCCUCUGGGUCACGAACGCCAGAGCAGCCUGGAUUCCCAGGCCAGUAGCAUGUCAGAGCCCGUGUGUGCCAUCUGUCUGGAGGAGUUUGCUGAGGGGCAGGAUCUACGGAUAAUAUCGUGUUUCCAUGAAUUUCACAAGGAAUGUGUGGAUCCCUGGCUGCUUCAACAUCGCACCUGCCCCCUCUGCAUGUACAACAUCAUUGAAGGAAGUUCAACUAUUGCACAACAGGAAGUUCAUGACCAAGCCACACCAGCUGCUCAACUAAACCAGCGAAUCCACCUGUUCCGGCGAUACCCUGGCCACGCCCAUCUUCACAGACCGAACACUGCCGUUCCUUCCAGAGCACCUCAUCUGAACAAUCCCAGAACUCAGGGGAUACAGGUUGCUCCCUCCGGUCAUUACUUUGUUACACCGGAAGUCUACCCCGUGGGGUUUAACACCAUGCGAUAUGUCGCCGCCAGGCCACGGCAGCCUCUGGCGUUGCACAGGUGCAACUAUCGCCAUGGCGAAAGUCAGGGAGUUCCCUACCGGCACCAGAGACCCUUGGCGGUGAGGAAAGGUCCACCUUGGCCGGACAAGCCUCAUCAUGGACAGUUUCUGCAUAAACCUCCCUGCAAGCAGCAGCAACUUUCUGCAUGCAGUGUACCACUGUCCUCGCACAAGUCCAGCUGUGCUCCAUUACGCAUGCAGAUCACCAGCAACCAUGACAACCACAGCCUCUCAGGGGACAGUUUUGGUAUCAACUGUUCAGUGCGCAGUGGAUACCUGGCAGAUAGCCCAGGUAGCGACUCCAGCUCGGGUCCUUGCCACUGCUCCUCGAGCGAUUCCACACUGGACUGCACAGACAUCAGUAAUCGCUGUAUUUAUGGGAGCCAGUCAACGUUCCGCAGCUCUCUGAGCAGCGAGUAUGAUCCUCUUGUGUACUGUGGGGCAAGUGAAGAGAGUGUAAAGGCUUCAUCCUUUGAAGAGCCGAGGCCCAGGUCACUGGACUCGUCCAGUGGUCCUCAGGACGACCAUGUACUUAACCACACCCACUACCACCAUCACCGGCACCACCAUUACAGCGAUGCUCACCCAAGUCCGAAAGAUGAGCGUUGCAGGAGCAUGUCACAGAGACAGGAAAGCGAGCUGCUGGAGGACUACGUGGGUGACUUUCAGCAUUGCCAGCGUCAGGCGGAGCUUACCUGUCAAUCCCAGUGCAGCCCUUACCCUGCCCAGUGCCCCUGCUUGGAGCGGCACCUCUUGCUCCCCCCUGGACUUUGUCUUCCUGAGACCUCGCUACAAAAGGUGGAUGUGGAGAGGGACAAGAGCAAAGUAGCGUGUGCCAAACCUAAUCCAGUGCCUUCAGAAGCUAAAUCUAACCAGAGCAGCAAGAGGAGGAGGAGGAGAAGGAAAAGUAGUUUCCAGAUGGACCCUCCUGUGGUUUACUUCCGUCAGGACUGUGAUGCCCUGGAGGACUGUAGGGUGCACAUUCACUAUGGCAACAGUGGGAACCAGUGCCACCCUCCAAGCAUUCAGCCGUCAGUGCCAAUCCCUUUAGUCCUCAACAGCGGAGCCUCUAGUGAGUGGCCUUUCCCAUUCUGUGAGUGUCCAAACCCCCACUGUCAGCAGCCUCUGCAUCGGGUUGGUUCUGAGCCCACGUUGACUGGGGAGCAGCACAUGAGCAACAUGGAUCAAGGCUGCCCAUUUCAGGAUGGCCGUAGUGGAGGACACUGUGAUAGAGAACCAGUUCAAGAUAAGUCCUUCUACUGCCAGGCAUUCCCUGACAACACAGGUACCAAAUCAAAUGUGGAAGAGAUUUGUGAGGAAGCCGUGUAACUGAUGUGACAAAGAAAGCCACAGCAGGCAGGACACGAGGCAGAGGUGACAAGACCACGAAACUGGCAAGAUGAGGGGCAGGCAUGGAGAAGCCGUGUAUCUGCGGAUGAGAGUGGUACAUGCCUGGAGGAUGUGUGUAGCUGGUGGAUGAGGGUAGAGACGGACGGAGAAGCUGUGUAGCUGAGAGCAGGACGGGCGUGGAGAAGGUGGGCUCCAGCUGGAUGAGGGUGGUGAGAAGUGUGUAGAAGUCCUAUAGCGGGCAGAUGAGGGUGGGGGUACGUGGAGAAGUCGCAUGGCUGGAGGGAGGAGAUGGGAUUGGUGCAAAGGUGCCAUGCAGGAUGAAGAUGGGGGUGUGGAGUUGGUGGGGUGAGGGGGCUACACGUGGAGAGACCGUGUAUCUGGAAGGAUGAGUGUAGGGCUUUGCAUGAAGAAGUUGUGUGAUGUGCCGAUAAGGGUGAGGACCUGUGUGGAGAAUCCAUUUGGAUGGCAGGACGAGGAUGGGAAUACAUCUAAAGAAGCCAUGUAGCUGCUGGUACGAAGUGGGGACGGAUGUAGAGAAGCCGUGUAGUUGGCGGUAUGACGUGGGGAUAGGCGUGGAGAAGUAGUGUAGUUGGCAGCGUGGGCUGGGGACAGACAUGCAGAAGCCAUGUAGUUGGCGGUAUGACGGGAUAGGCGUGGAGAAGUGGUGUAGUUGGCAGCGUGAGGUGGGGACAAACACGUAGAUGCCGUGUAAUUGGUGGUACGAAGUGGGUGCAGGCAUGGAUAAGUCAUGUAGCUGAGGGUGUGAUGUGGGAACAGGCAUGGAGAAGCCACGUCGCUGGCAGGAAAACGCAUGAAUGGAAAAGACUGAUAUGAUGGAUUCAACUGGCAGGAUGAGGGGCAGGUCCAGUGUAGCUGUGUAGCUACAAGGCAAAGACCAAGUUAUUUCAAAAGUUUUAAAUAUUUGAUCCAGGACGUGAAUCUACAGAAGCAUCGCUUCGUGACAUUGGUGCUUGUAAUUUGUCAAUAUCCAUCUCCUUCAGGAAUACGAGUGUAUCUACAGCUGUUGGAGAGCCUUUGUCAAGGGAAUCUUCCAGGUUCUCUUUGUUUUCCAAAAUAGUCUAACACAUGGCAUAUUUCUAGCACUUGUCACCAGACCCUGACUGUCAGAUAGAAGCACUUAAAGACAAAUGUAUCUUGCAGGGCCUUGUAUUGACAAGGGCUCCACAGUAUAUUUUGGGUACUUUGUAUUAAGAAAAAAAUCUUUUUAAAGUGUUGUAUUAUAUUUGUAUAGAAAGUCAUUGCAUUAUGAUAAUAUGUUCUUAAUAUAUUUAUUUACUAAUAUAUUUAUCCUCUACCAGGGUGUGUAAUGUAAAGUGCCUUAUAAAUGAUCAGUGCUGUCACUAACCUGAUGGUCUGGCCCUAUUCAGAUUAUGCUCCAAUAAAUUAUUUUCAAUUAC